UCGAUAAGUCCAAGGCUCUUCCAGCAGCGCGCGAGCUGUGCUGCGCCGGCGCUUCGAGAGCCAUUCGACAACCACUCGCCGACGCGCGCGCAACAUGACGCGGCUCUCUCUGCUUCUGCACGUCGUGGUGCUGCUUGGGACAGCAUGCGCGGCACCGGCGCCGGCGCCGGGCCGAGUGCCGAAGGUUUACAACGCGCUUAUCACAUCCAAUCAGAAUCUGGAACCCAGCAAAGCCUACCCGGUGUAUCAGCCGGUACUGCACGACCACUUCGGCUUCCCGUACUCUCCUUUCGUGUAUGGGGACUACCCUAUCAGUAAUGGUUUGAUCCCAGUUCCUGCGCCAUCUCCCACGGAACAGCCAGCACCAGCACCUCCUGCUCCAUCACCAGCGUCAUCGCCGAAGCCUGCAGAAGCUCCAUCCGAGGAUAAAACUCCCUCCAGCGAGAUUUCGCCACAUGAGCCGCAGCCUGAAUCCGACAGCAACAAACCGACGCCCACGCCGCCGCUUCCGCCGAACACAGAAUCCCCCAUACCGCUGAAUGAAUUCGGCUUGCCUUCUCAAGUUUUUCCAUUGGGACGUAUUAAUCCAGCUUAUAACGGAUUCACGCAAGUCGGCCCAUUCACCUACCCGUACACGUACUCGGGCUUCAGAUUCUACGACCCGUAUGAUCCGUUUAGCUUUAACCCGUACGCAAAUUUGCCGCCAUUGUAUAGACCAUUGGCGAAUACGUUGGUACCGCAAGGUCCUGCGCUGGUUCCCGCCAGGGCUGUGCCCGCAGCGCCAGCGCUCGCAUCUGCGCAAAGUGCAGACGCGCCUCCCUCCGAGCCAAGUGACCUAAACCUCCUCAACUAUGCGUCGAAAGACCCCGCUAUACCUAAUGUGCCUCCGCCUCCACUACCAAGCGGUGGACUAAAAACUGAUAAGUCAGAAUAAUGGGGAGACGGCAGACUUGGACAUAUUCCUUCUGGUCGACAAACAGAAGAUCACACCUACUUAUACACUCCCCAAACGCAUUAUCAAAAGGGACACUAAGCGUGUCAAUCUUUCGAAAUGUCGAGACGGACCAGGCCAACUCGGCUCAUAUUUUGCAAAUAGCAAUGACAAAGUAUAUAACCAAUAAAAUAAAACAAUUAAAAAAAUAAAGUUUGACACUUCCAGACCCUGAGAGCGUUUUCACAUUGUGCACACAAACAAAUAUUAUCGGCCCGGCAGCUGACGGGGGGCUCCGACAUGGCUAUAUUUAUCGGAAGCGCCUUUCCGAUAUUGGAUAUCGGAAGGUGCCUAUGACAAAAACAGCUGCAGGAGAGUGCCACUGACAUUAAGUCCGCCUUUUUGCCGUUUUUAUUGUUUUUUAGUAAUAAUGAUUUAUUAAUUAAUAAAUGCGUACACAAAUACAGGAAAACAUUUUACUUCCUUCUGACAUCCGAUAUCGGAGCCGACAAUGUGAAAACCCUCUGACACGUCAAAGUCGGUGCGGAGAUAGCUUGGUUCGACUAUAGUUCUCAAAUUAAUUUGUAUUACAAAAUUAUUAUCAAACUUCCUGUUACUCGAAUUUGCAGCGUUUAGGUAUCUUGGUCGGUGGGUGUGAUAUUGAGAUUAAGUAUAAUGACUUAGGUUUAUUUAGUCAAGGAUGACUUACGCUACACCGUGCCACACCCACGCCAUGCUCGAGCUGUGCCUGAGCCAUUUAAUUUAACAAUUUAACUUAAUCAGCAGUUCCAGAUCGCAGCUUCAGUUUUGAUUUUGAAACUGUUUCUUCUACUCAAUUUACCCGAGUGUACCCAUCCCGAUCAAAACACGAGCAAACGCGCACGGCUUGGGCAUAUGGACAUAUAAGUUGACGUUGAUGAGUAAGAAAAUCAGUUGACCGAGUGCCGCAGGACCAGUGCCCGGACGACGCUCAUGGUGGGCAUGGUUCGGUGCUACGUGAGUUAAUCCUUAAUUGUAUCAUCCCAGUGAUGAUGAUGACAGCUAAAUUUAUUCUUAUUUAAUAUUGAUGAGACAUGACAAAGUUCCUGGUGAUACUUACUUUUUGUAUUUAUAUAAUUUUUAAAGUUUGUACAAGUGUUAUUGAUAUUAAUAUUUGUCAUUAUAAUUAUUAUUUAUAGAAAAAUAUACCGAUAUAAAGUUGUCUACACAA
Cydia strobilella is the source of this 2141-nucleotide messenger RNA. RefSeq lists its product as uncharacterized. The transcript is spliced from 3 exons. The coding region runs from base 95 to 934 and encodes 279 amino acids. The record is from RefSeq and is a predicted model, not a curated record. NCBI's taxonomy places the organism in Eukaryota, Metazoa, Arthropoda, Insecta, Lepidoptera, Tortricidae.